UUCCAACUAUUGGCAAUGUAAAAGUAUUCCAAUCCAUAAUUCCACCUAAAACUGGCAGGAUCAGAAAUUUCUCCAAACAAAUAAUUCUUUAGAGGAAAAAAAUCCCAAAAUAUUCUUCAAAAAACAGUCCCUGGCUGAAGAGCGUAUACACGUGAGCGGUAAACAAAUGCCAGACUGUUUCCAUUCUCUUCAAUAUUGAGAAAAUUUACAGAGAUCACUUCAGAUAGCGAUGCGAAAAAAUUUGGAAACCUUGUACCAUUUGCGAAUGUGUGUUUACAAGUUCAAAUUGAUUGUGUUGUUUGAUAGGAAAUUGUUACACAGAUGAAAUGGUUUAUAGAGAUCUCAUCGUUUGUUAUCAGUAUAGUGAUUCUGAAUCAAUUUGAAUUUUCCAUUUUAGUUUGUUAUCAAUAUUUGGAAUAGGUGGAAGAAAAUUGUACGCUUCGAUAGUUUCGACACUCCGCGAUUCAUUGGUAACGGGGAAAUUAGAGACAACUAAUCGCUGAACGAUCGACACAAUGAGCACCAAUAAAAUGGAAUUGAGAAAUGGAAGAGACGGCAGCGAAAGUAAAUUCAGAAAAUUAAAACGUUACAUUACUGUUGAACCGGUAACGUUCGCAAUCAAUGUACCGUAUUGUCUGCUGGUCAUUUGUUUGCAGAAUUUGACUUUAGAAAAGGCAUGCCGGGUGAAUCUCGGAUUUCCCGAGUUGGUGUGUGACCAUAUGAUGGACAAAGCUAUGAAUAACAUCAAUUGCGGCGACGUGUCCGACACGCAAAGAUCGAUCGUAUUUGCUCAAAAUAGUGUCACAACCGAAGAGAGCAUCCCAUCGACAUUUCCGUUCGAAAAUGUCUACGGCAGCAGCACCCUCCGAACGAACAGUGACAAUUUCAGUGCUAACCAUGCCUUUAACAUGGAGGUGUGUCGGGCGGAACGUGAAAGUCAGAAGCUUGGAAGCACAAUGAGUGCAUACAAUGCACCAUUCGUUGCCGUAAUUGGUAUCGUUCUUGUGCUCUUCUGGGGUAAUUGGAGUGACAAAAGUGGCAGACGGAAGCCAUGCAUUUUAGCACCACAGAUUGGUGAAUUAUUGGGACAAUUGGUUGCUCUGAUUGCGGCCAUAUUCAUGAAACAACUUCCGAUCGAAUUUAACACAAUCUUGGGAGCUCUUCUUCCAGCCAUCGGUGGAGGUUGGUCUUUAAUGGGCAUCGGUUUGUUCAGCUAUUUGGCCGAAGUAACCGAAGAAAAGGAUCGAGUCUUCCGAUUCGGCAUUCUCUAUCAACUCUAUCCAAUCAUAACGAUCUGCACUCUGCCGUUUUCUGGAAUUUUGUAUCAAAAUUUGGGAUACAUCAAGUUAAUUUCCAUUUGCAUGGUGAUCAAUGUCCUUGGGUCGUUGUACAUCAUCUUUGUGUUGGAUGAAGUCAAACCCCGUGCAAAGGACGACAUUGAAGAGCAGUUACCCGAGACUGAGCUAACCGACAUGUUGACGAAAAGACAAUCACGAGAAAACGCAACUGCACCGAUCGAAUCAGCAACUAGUGCAGACGGUAACAAGUGUAUGAAGGCCAUAAAAGACUGUGCCAUGGUCAUUGUGAGGAAGAGAAGUGGCAACGGUCGGAAGAUUGUGUGUCUGACACUGGCCAUUGCGGGUUUAAUUCAGGUGCUUGAGCAUGAGUAUGAGAACGAGUACUAUUUCGUUCGCACCAGAUUGAAUUGGGAGGCAUUAGAAGAAGCGCCGUAUGCCGCUUAUGGCAGCAUCACAUCGUUCGUAGGGAACACACUAAUGCUUACUGUGAUGAGCAAAUAUUUUAAAGUGAACGACGCAAUUCUUGCGAUCAUUUCGUCGUCAUUUACAGCUGUGUCGAAGCUCGUUUGUAUAACCGUGACGACUACCUUCAUGCUUUAUGUGGCCAAAACAAUUGACAUUUUUUACGGUAUUCCAAGUCUGACCGUCAGAAGUAUCGUUUCAACAGUUGUGGAUAACACAGAGAUCGGCAAAAUUUAUUCCAUGAUGGGGGUGCUGGAGAACUUGAGCCAAUUCAUUUUCGUUCCGAUUUACACCAACAUCUACAGGCACACCGUCGACUUUUUCCCGAACGCCUAUUUCAUCUGCAGUUUGGUGGUUGUAACCAUCGUUUCGAUGCUGUGUUGGAUACUGUACUAUUGGGUGAGAACGCAUGUAGGAACAGAAGAAUUGACAGGAGAAUCACUGUCUAAUGAUAGGCAGGCUGCGGAGACUUGUCUCCGAAACGAUAGUGAUUCGGACGAGUAAAAUGGAAGGUUGGCUGCAUUGUGAUACAUUUGAAGCUUUGUAGCACAGCACUGCUUCUAACAUGAACAUAGAAAAUAUUCGGAGGCUGAUGAAAUCGUAGCUUAAGUCUACAAAUUUGACACUUGUCAAUUCAGUGUUCAUGCCAGGAGCAGUGCUGUGUUUGUAGAAAUAAAUUGUGAAUUCUGGACGGAGAUUGUUCUAUUUCACAACCAAUAAAUGUGUGGAAAGUGAAGAAGGA
This is a messenger RNA of Bradysia coprophila, 2502 nucleotides long. Its product is annotated as lysosomal proton-coupled steroid conjugate and bile acid symporter SLC46A3-like. Gene Ontology annotation, molecular function: transmembrane transporter activity. Lineage: Eukaryota; Metazoa; Arthropoda; Insecta; Diptera; Sciaridae. Gene Ontology annotation, cellular component: membrane. Gene Ontology annotation, biological process: transmembrane transport. The record is from RefSeq and is a predicted model, not a curated record.